Molecule: messenger RNA, 1131 nt
Organism: Orbilia oligospora ATCC 24927
Lineage: Eukaryota; Fungi; Ascomycota; Orbiliomycetes; Orbiliales; Orbiliaceae
Exons: 4
Coding region: 1-1131 (376 amino acids)
Biological process (GO): chitin catabolic process; carbohydrate metabolic process
Cellular component (GO): extracellular region
Molecular function (GO): chitinase activity; chitin binding
Source: RefSeq, a predicted model, not a curated record
AUGAAGGCCAUCUAUGGACGUAACUUCAAACCACAAGACUUGAAUGCCAAACAGUACACCCACAUCUUGUUUGCAUUUGCCAAGAUCAAUGGGCAAACUGGAGAAAUCGGUCUUGCUGACCCUUGGGCUGAUACAGACAUUCAUUGGGAUGAACCCUGGGACCAACCAGGGACCAACCUCUUCGGCAUCUUUUGGCAGCUUUACAAGCUCAAACGUGCCAACCGAAAACUCAAGGUGAUGUUAUCCAUAGGUGGAUGGACUUACUCCCAGAACGGAGACCUCCCAAGCGGUGCGAGUACUCCCGAACGUCGAGAUACAUUUGCUCGUACAGCCGUCGAAAUGGUCAGAAAUUUUGGCCUUGACGGUAUUGACGUCGACUGGGAAUACCCAAAUGAUGCAACUGAAGCCGCCAACUUUGUCGAUCUUUUAAGACGCAUUCGCCAGUACCUCGACAUACUGAAUCCUCGGUUCGAGAUCUCAGUUGCUGUACCAUGUGGUCUUGACCAGCUCCAAAAACUUGACGUUGUUGGAAUGGACAAAUAUCUCAGCUUCUGGAAUUUGAUGGCCUACGACUUUUCAGGCCCGUGGUCGUCGGUUUCGGGACAUGCCUCAAACGUUCAUUAUUCGAAAACGAACCCAGCCUCGACAGACUAUUCAUUCGAUAAAACUCUCGACUUUUUCAAGGGUUCCGUAAAACCAGAGAAGCUGGUGAUGGGAAUGCCGUUAUAUGGCCGAGGUUUUGCGAACACAGAUGGGCCGGGAAAACCGUACAAUGGUGGCGGUGCCGGGCACUGGGAGGCAGGCGUCUGGGAUUAUAAAGAUCUCCCGUUGGCAGAUUCGAAAGUCAAUGAGGAUCCGGAUGCCAUCGCCGCCUGGAGCUACGAUGCCGCUACAAAACUAAUGGUAUCGUUUGACACACCCAACGUUGCCAAGUGGAAGGCCCAGUAUAUCAAGGCAAAGGGGCUGGGAGGAGCGAUGUGGUGGGAGACUAGUGGGGACAAAGUCGGUUCGGAGUCUCUCGUUCAGACUGUUAUAGAUGCCCUGGGAGGGACGAAAGCAUUGGAUACACACAAGAAUACGAUUGCAUAUCCUGGAUCCAAAUACGACAAUGUUCGCAGCGCUUGCGCUUGA